AUGCCCAGGGGACAUAAGAGUAAGGCUCGUGCUCGUGAGAAGCGCCGCCAGGUCCAAGAUCAGGCCCAGGGGCUGAAGGAUGCUGAAGCCAAGGCAGCAGAGAAAGGAGAGUCAGCCUCCUGCUCUGAUCAUAAUUCUGGAGAUGCUGUUGCAAGCACCUCUACUGCUGGUUUCCCUCAGAAAUCUAAAUCUCAGGGUCAGGCACCCACCACUACUGCUAGUAAAGGUAGUGCCUACAGAAGGUCUCGUAAAAGUACCAAAGGUCCAAGGGAGGAAAGUACUAGUUGCUCUAGGGUUCCACGCUUCAAUGAGAACCCACAGAAUGAUCUUCUAACAAGAAAGACAGGAAUCCUGAUGCAAUACUUGCUCUGCAAGUACAAAAUGAAACAGCCAGCGAAUAAGGGAGAAAUGCUGAAAGUUAUCAACAGAAGGUUCAAGGAGCAGUUGCCUGAGAUCCUUAAGAAAGCCUCUGAGCGUAUUCAGCUAGUUUUUGGUCUUGAGGUGAAGGAAAUUAAGCCCAAUGGCGGGUACUACACCCUUGUUAGCAAGUUAGAUCCCAGUGUUAAUGGUAUUCUGACCACUAGCCUGCCAUUUCCCCAGAACGGGCUUUUGAUGCCUCUGCUGGGUGUGAUUUUCUUAAACGGCAAUCGUGCCUCUGAGGCAGAUAUCUGGGAAUUCCUUAAUAUUUUGGGAAUUUAUGAUGGGAAGGUGCAUAUAAUCUUUGGGGAGCCCCGGAAGCUCAUCACCAAAGAUUUGGUUAAGGAAAAGUACCUGGUAUACCAAAAGGAGGCCAAUAGUGAUCCUCCAUCCUUUGAGUUCCUUUGGGGUCCCCGAGCCCAUGCUGAAACUACCAAGAUGAAGGUCCUGGAGUUUUUAGCAAAGGUCAAUGAGACCGUUCCUCAGGCUUUCCCAACUCAUUAUGAAGAGGCUUUGAAAGAUCAGGAAGAAAGAGCCCAAGCUGAAGCUGUACGCAGUCCUGGCACUAGUGCCAAAGAUAAGUCUGAGUCUAAAGUCACAGGUGUUGACUCCUCUUGCAAAGAUAAGGCUGAGUCUAAAGUCACAGGUGUUGACUCCUCUUGCAAAGAUAAGGCUGAGUCUAAAGUCACACCUGUUGCCUCCUCUCGAAAAGAUAAGGCUAAGUCCAAAGUCGUACCUGUCGACGACUCUUGCUCCUAG
Messenger RNA from Grammomys surdaster, 1176 nucleotides. Its product is annotated as melanoma-associated antigen B4-like. The record is from RefSeq and is a predicted model, not a curated record. Gene Ontology annotation, cellular component: nucleus. The transcript has a single exon. The coding region runs from base 1 to 1176 and encodes 391 amino acids. Gene Ontology annotation, biological process: negative regulation of transcription by RNA polymerase II. NCBI's taxonomy places the organism in Eukaryota, Metazoa, Chordata, Mammalia, Rodentia, Muridae.